GUGAGCAACAGUGGAGUGAAAGCUGGACGCUUUACCGUCAUCAAACACCGCUGGUUCCGACAACGUGAGAAUUGAUACAGCAGCGGGAGCGAAAGUUAAGCGACCCGUUUGUCAGCAGCAGUGCGCUGUUUGGAGCUGUGCGCCGCGGUCCUGGUUGCUUUUUGUUUUCGGUUAGACUGCCGUUACCUUGGAUAGCUCAUUAGCUUCAACUUGGAAAGCAAAGGCUAGCGCAGAGCUAACCUAGCUGUGUUGCGCCACCGGCUGCUGGGAACUCUGCAACACAUUCAUGGCUCGAACACCGGACUGCAUGUGCAUAUGUAAAGUUUUCAUUUUUACAGAAGCGACGCCCAUGACUCGUUCGGAUUAAACACACUUUCGGGAGGAAUACGGGGUCACUGACGAUCUGGCAUUGCGACACUGCUUGUUGCGCCAAGGCGAAGUGAGUUUUUGCCGUCAUGUAUUUUCUCACCGGCUGGCCCCGGCGGCUACUUUGCCCGCUGAGGAGCGAAGAGGAGCCGUUCCACAUCCAACCCAGCUCCCAGAGGUUGUACUUCGCCGUCCUGUCACAGACACAGCUCAGCAUCUGGUUUAGUCGGCCCAGUGUUUUGAUAGUCAGCUAUAUCGAGUCUGCGAAGGCGGCUGCCCAGUUUGGCUCCUACCAGAAGGCCGAAUGGAAACCAGACGACUCCAUGAUCGCUGUGGCGACUGCCAAAGGCUACAUCCUCUUGUUUGAUGUGCUGGGUGGCGGGGAUGACAAAUCCCUCUAUGAACCGGUCUAUCCAAAAGGAAGUUCUCGUGUGAAGGUUACCCCCGGUUACAAGGAGGAGCAAUGUGCCCCCGCUUUGUCUUUAGAGAUGAAGAAGCCGGUGGACCUGGAGGCCCCUAUAACCAGUCUGCGGUCCCUUCAGGAGGACUUAUUUGUCUGUACCGCAGACGGCUAUCUCCACGUGCUGCACUGGGACGGGCUCGGCAGCAACGGACGCAAGUCCAUCUGCCUCGCUACAAUCCCCUUCUCUCUCGACCUGCAGUCUGCUCGAGGUGGUCCCUCUCUAGACCUGGAAGAAGUGCAUAUCCGUUGUAUGGAGUAUUGUGUAACCCUGGACGGCUUUGCUGUGGUGCUGAGUGACGGACGGCUGGGCUUUAUCACUCCCCUCAGCAACACCAUCACCGCAGAUCAGCUGCAGGGCGUCUGGGCAGCAGAUGUGAAUGAUGGCACCUGUGUGGCUGUCAACACCAAGUACAGACUGAUGGCCUUUGGCUGUGCCGGUGGCUCGGUGCUGGUGUACAUGAUCGACACCACGACAGGAUCCAUGCAGCUCUCCCACAAACUGGAGCUCACCCCAAAACACUACCCUGACAUCUAUAACAAGACGGGCCCAGUCAAGCUGAUCUGCUGGUCACCUGACUACAGCGUUGUCAUGGUUACAUGGGAGUGUGGCGGCCUAUCGCUGUGGAGUGUCUUUGGAGCUCACCUCAUCUGCACUCUGGGAGAGGACUUUGCGUAUCGCUGUGAUGGUACCAAGAAGGACCCUGUUAAAAUCAGCUCUAUGAGCUGGGGAGCAGAAGGCUACCACCUAUGGGUGCUCCCUAUCAAACAGGAGAGGAAAAGGCAGGAAGUGCAGCAGCAAGAGGAGGGGGUGGAGGAGAAGGAGGUGGAGAAGAAGGAGGAGGAGAAGGCGACACCUCCUCAACCCUCCCUGCAGGCCGGCAUACUGCAGUUCCAAUUCAUCAAGAGUGCCCUGACGGUCAACCCCUGCACGAGUAACCAAGAGCACGUGUUGCUCCAUGGGGAAGACCGCCUCUACCUGACCUGUGGCGACACCUCGCAGGUCCAAAGCACAUCUGACCCGCACACACACACGCACCCACAAGAUGGCAGCCCGCUGCACCAUCCUCCCGACCCCGACUCUUCUCUCUCUAAGGGACUCAGCACUUUACUGGGACACAAGCACUGGCACGUGGUCCAGAUUCACAGCACAUACCUAGAGAGUAACUGGCCUAUACGGUUCGCAGCCAUAGACACGGCAGGCCAGUGCAUGGCUGUAGCAGGAAGACGGGGCUUUGCACACUACUCCUUAUUCACCAGGAAAUGGAAGCUGUUUGGAAACAUCACUCAGGAGCAGAACAUGACGGUGACGGGAGGCCUGGCUUGGUGGAAGGACUUUGUGGUGGUGGCCUGUUACAAUUUUAUUGACCAGCAAGAGCAGUUGAGGCUCUAUCAACGCUCGUCUAACCUGGACAAUGCCUUUGCGUCCGUCACGAAGCUGCACUCGGACACUCUGUUGCUCAACGUCUUCAGAGAUCUGGUCAUCCUGUUCAGAGCCGACUGCUCCAUCUGCCUCUACAGCAUCGAGAGGAGGAACGACAGUCCAUACCCAACAGCCAGCGUGGAGUUGUUGCAGGAGGUGUCGAUGUCUCGCUACAUCCCUCACCCGGCCCUCGUGGUGUCCGUCACACUCACCUCUGUGCGCACAGAGACUGGCAUCACAUUGAAAGCCCCGCAGCAGGCCGGCAUGGUAGAGAGCAUCAUGUUGAAUCUGGCUGGCCAGUUGAUCAUGCUGCAGCGGGACCGUUCAGGACCGCAGGUCCGGGAGAAGGAGACGCCCGCCAACAACAAGAAGCUGCUCCCGUUUUGCCCCCCGGUGGUGCUGGCCCAAUGUGUGGAGAAUGUGUGGACCACCUGUCGCUCCAACAAGAAGAAGCGCCACCUGCUGGAGGCCUUGUGGUUGUCCUGUGGUGAGGCCGGCAUGAAAGUCUGGCUGCCGCUGUUUCCCCGAGACCAUCGCAAGCCCCACUCCUUCCUCUCCAGGCGCAUCAUGCUGCCGUUCCACAUCAACAUCUACCCGCUGGCUGUGCUGUUUGAGGACGCCCUGGUCCUGGGGGCAACCAAUGAGACUGUGCUCUAUGAUCGCAUGCAGGGCUCCUCUGAGCCACUGGAAGCGCUGUUCCCCUACUGCACUGUGGAGAGGACCUCCCAAAUCUACCUCCAUCACAUCCUGCGGCAGCUGCUGGUUCGCAACUUGGGUGAACAGGCGUUGAUGCUGGCUCAGUCAUGUGCCUCCCUGCCCUACUUCCCUCACGUCAUGGAGCUGAUGGUGCACGUCGUGCUGGAGGAAGAGGCCACAUCUCGGGAGCCCAUCCCCGACCCGCUGCUGCCCACCGUGGCCAAGUUCAUCACAGAGUUCCCCCUCUUCCUCCAGACCAUCGUCCACUGCGCCAGGAAGACGGAGUACGCCCUGUGGAACUACCUGUUUGCCGCUGUGGGAAACCCCAAAGAUCUGUUUGAGGAGUGUCUCAUGGCUCAAGACCUGGACACGGCGGCCUCGUACCUGAUCAUACUGCAGAACAUGGAGGCUCCUGCAGUGAGCAGACAACACGCCACUCUGCUCUUCAACACAGCGCUCGAGCACGGCAAGUGGGACCUCUGCCGGCACAUGAUCCGAUUCCUCAAAGCCAUUGGCUCUGGGGAGAUGGAGUCUCCGCCCCCAACGCCCACCACUCAGGAACCCAGCUCCACUGGAGGUUUUGAGUUCUUCAGAAAUCGCAGCAUCAGUUUGUCCCAGUCGGCCGACGUCAUCGCCACGGGCAAGAUCAACCUGCAGAAGACCUUCAGUAUGCCUUCUGGACCCUGCGUGAAAGGGCGGGAAGCGGAGUGUGCAGAGAACAUGUAUAUUGACAUGAUGCUGUGGCGCCACGCCCGCCACCUCCUGGAGCAGGUGCGCCUUCGCGACCUCGGUUGCUUCUCCGCGCAGCUGGGCUUCGAACUCAUCGGCUGGUUGUGUCGCGAGCGGAACCGGGUCGCUCGCGUCGAGGAUUUUGUCUCUGCAUUGAAGAAACUCCAUAAGGACUUCCUCUGGCCGUUCCCCGUUAUUCCUGGAGGAAGCGUCAGCUCGCCUCUGAAGAACGGACGGUGUCGCACGGUGCUGAGCACUCGGCUGUUGAAGUCCCAGUCAGCUGACAGCCUGCUGACCAGCGACAUGGACACGGCGCCCCCUCAGGCAGCUUCCGCCAGCCACGCCUGGCUGGAUGGGCUCGGGCAGAGGUCCAAAGACACGGCGUCUUCUGCUCAUUCCAACCAACACUCGCCGCAGACGCACGAUGCUUUCCUCUCUCUGCUCACCAACAAAGUGGAAGAGUGCAGCAUCGGCUCUGCUACAGAUUUGACAGAGACCAGCUCGGUGGUGGACGGCGAUUGGACGAUGGUGGAUGAGAACUCCUCCACGCUGAGCCUGAGCCAGGCCGAGUUGGAGCACAUCUCCAUGGAGCUGGCCAACAAAGGCCCGCACAAGUCCCAGGUGCAGCUCAGGUAUCUGCUGCAUGUGUUCAUGGAGGCGGGCUGUCUGGAGUGGUGCGUCGUGAUUGGUCUGAUUCUCCGGGACGCCAACGUCAUCAAGCAGGUGAUCGGCUUCCUGGACAGCCCCGAGGUUCCCCAGGACACGGUGCAGAGCGUCAGAAGCGGCUUACUGGCUGUCGACACGUGGGUCUCCACUGAUUGCCUCGGUUACAAACCGUUUCUAAAGCUGAUCCAGCCGCAGCUGCAGGACCUGAUGGACUCGGCCGCCGAGCAGGUGCCGCCCGAGGCCUUCCAGCCCACCGGCCAGAGCUCGAAGCUCGGCGGCCCCGAAGGGCCGGGGGGCGCCGCAGUACCACGGCCCGAGGACAGUAGGGGAGUGGCGGCGCCGCUGGGCCUGGCCCCGCCCUCCCUCGAACCCGCUGGAAGUUUCCCCCGUCCCCCCUCCGAGGAUUGCCCUCCUGAACAGACCGAGGAACAAGGAGACGAGGAGGGAGCCUACGACUGCACUUUGUCCUGAAGCCUGGAGCCUCCUCUGGACUCAAACCUGUGAACUCGAGGGAAAGAGAGGAGGAGGAGGAGGAGGAGGAGGCGGCGGCAGCAGCUGCUUACUUAAAAGUGUGUGUGUGUGUAAAGUACCUCUCCUGCAGGUUCUUACAUGGGUCAGUAUUAUCCACUCUUUAGAUUUGUUUUGACUAGAACUCCCGUGGAGAGACGGACCCACAGAGACGGGAUCCUGUCUGAUGGUUCUUCUCUCACGAGCCGCGGCGUUUGUGCGGUUCCACAUCGAGUUGUGGUGUCUGGAAGCUGUAGACCAGCACAGGAGAGCGCCAGGCUUUUAACAUGAUUUUUUUAUUAUUAUUUCAAGACCGAUGUUUUGUGCGCUUCACUUUUAGUUUGACACUCAUUCAAGUGCAACGCCAGACUCCUCCUCUUCGUCCAGACAAAACCCUCAAUUGCUUCCUUUCGGUUUGAAGCAGGCGGGUCAAAGACGACGACACCCCGGAGGGCGUAUUCGCAUCGGCGUCUCGCUACGCAGAGCAAGCGACACGGAGAACAAAGUUCCAGACGUGAACUCUUUCCAAGAUGCUCCUGUGUGUCGGAGUCUGGAGUUUGGUUUGUGUGCACAAGAGGUGUUUCAUACUUUCAUACCUCAUGAGUUCAAGAUAUUUUGUGAUACUUUUUUCAAUAAUGUAACAGUGUACAAGAUGAUGUUAUUUUUCUAUCAAUUACACCGUGCCCCUCUUGAGUUUCACUAUAUAUAUAUAUAUAAAAAAUGAUAUGAAUUCUAGGUAAUUCUUGAGAACAUUAAGAUUUCUAAGACAAAGAUCUCAGAGAAGAAUCCGCUGUUGUGAGUGCGGACUCGUUUCUUCCCACUGAUCAACAGUUCCUCUGUUCAUGGUUUUUCUUCUUUGUUUCUCACACGUUGAAGGGGAGUCUGAGCCCGAACCAGCCCGGCUGAUCUUCUUCAUGUGGUCCAGAUUGUAGACACCAAGCAGAUCAGUGUUAAGCUUCCCCGUGGUGAGCAGAUUUAAGGCCGUGCUGUAGUGCAAGCGCUAUUAAAAACCAAAUCAUGAUGCUCUAUCCAGCUUUUAAACACACACGUGGGUUUUAUUCUCCAAGCCGCGAAAAACAAAAUGUGUUUCCUAUCAGCUUCUCAAAUAGUUAUUGCGUUAUUGAAGCAUCCUCCUUAGACUUUGCACCUAUCCGAGCAUCAUGGGGUACGGUGGACACUGACAUGUCAGUCUCAUGUUCAAGGGAGGAGGAGUUGAUUCAGUCGUUGCGUUGGCUGUGUAGCGGGAGAGUUGCGUGACUUGAACCUCAUCGAAUGAUGACGAUUGUUAUUGAAUCCAACCCAAUGUGCACAUCGCUCCCAGAACAGCUCGCGGAAAUGAACUCCGAUUUGUGCGUCUGCAUGGAAAUCUGAAUAUGUACCACAUGGUAUUGAGACCGUGUUGACAUGUUUGGUUCCUUUCAUCACGUGCAAAUGGAUUUUAAUAGUAUUAGUCCUCAUUAUUAUGACUUAUUUAUUGGCAUCAUAGCUGAGUGGUAAUUACUUAAUUGAUUCUGUUGGUUUUUAUGACUGAUGACAAACUUCUCCCCUUUUUAGUUCAACAAAGUGGCGUAUUGCUCUCUACUGGAAGCACGAAAAGGUUCACCGUAGAUAUGUCAGUAUUAUAUUGUGCAAUGUAUUGAAAUGUUACUCAGCUUUAUUUCCCAUGUUCACUACGUUCCCCCAGGCGGUUUGCUUUGACUUUUCACGAUCGACCAAAUCCUAUUUUAUCUUUGCAUCGUCUGCUCGAGUCGGGCGUGGCAUCUGUCGACGGUUGGAUUCUCCGGUGGUUUCUGCCGAGUCGCCUGUAUUGUUGGAACACUUGCUCUUCACGAAAAGGCCGAACCAAUGUGGUCAUCCGUCGACGUGAAUCCGGUCGGCGCCUCGUGGCCGCGGGCUCGUCUCCUGAGCCGCAGUCAGCUUUAGUCGACUUAAAGAGUCACACGACGAACCAAAGACGUGACGUCCUGAGGCCUUCUGUUGCCACGGGUUGUUUCGAUAGAGCGCGUGACUUAUUAUGCAGCGGUGGAGAAACAUCGUGACCCCGUCCCUCUCCUGAGAAACAGAACCAGUGAUGCUCUAAACUAGUGCCGACGGCAUACAAGACAAUUUCCUACGGAAAUGAAUAUUGCAAAUCUUUUUUUUUUGUUCCGUGUUCGAGGAGCGGUCUGCCGGCCGCAGCUCGUGGUACUCGGGUGUCCCGCUCGCUCCGAGGUGGACGGCGCUCCCUCGCUCCUGUAUACAGUUAAAGUUUUGCCUGGUUCCCGAGUAGAUUUAUUUCUGUCGCGGCAGCAGCGAACCUCCUCAAGUGUAAAGUCUUGUACAUUUGCCUUUUCUACUCAUGGCUGGUUUUAUACUUUUUUUCCCCGUGUACAUAAAGACCAAUAAAUUAUUUUUUAAAUUGUAA
Molecule: messenger RNA, 7251 nt
Organism: Pseudoliparis swirei
Lineage: Eukaryota; Metazoa; Chordata; Actinopteri; Perciformes; Liparidae
Gene: ric1
Product: RIC1 homolog, RAB6A GEF complex partner 1
Exons: 27
Coding region: 456-4811 (1451 amino acids)
Biological process (GO): intracellular protein transport; retrograde transport, endosome to Golgi
Cellular component (GO): cytosol; Ric1-Rgp1 guanyl-nucleotide exchange factor complex; Golgi membrane
Molecular function (GO): protein binding
Source: RefSeq, a predicted model, not a curated record